AUGGCAAUGGGAACGCGCUAUGCUGGAAAGGUUGUCAUCGUGACCGACGGCGGCCGCGGCAUAGGAGCGGGGAUCGUUCGAGCUUUCGUGGAGAGCGGUGCCCAGGUGGUUAUCUGUGACAAAGAUGAGACCAGGGGCAGGGCUGUGGAGCGAGAGCUUCCUGGCACUGUCUUUCUGCUCUGUGACGUGACUCGGGAGGAAGAUGUGAGGACCCUCGUUUCUGAGACCAUCCGCCGUUUCGGUCGCCUGGAUUGCAUAGUCAACAAUGCUGGCUACCACCCACCUCCACAGUGGCUCGAGGAGACCUCCGCUCAGGGCUUUCGCCAGCUGCUGGAGCUGAACCUGCUGGGGACGUACACCCUGACCAAGCUCGCCCUCCCUCACCUGCGCAAGAGCCAGGGAAAUGUCAUCAACAUCUCCAGCCUGGUCGGGGCGAUAGGCCAAUCCCAGGCGGUUCCCUACGUGGCCACCAAGGGGGCAGUGACAGCCUUGACCAAAGCCUUGGCCCUGGAUGAGAGUCAAUAUGGCGUCCGUGUCAACUGCAUCUCCCCUGGAAACAUCUGGACCCCUCUGUGGGAAGAGCUAGCGGCCUCAACACCUGACCCCACUGCUACAAUCCGAGAGGGCACACUGGCCCAGCCCCUGGGCCGCAUGGGCCAGCCAGCUGAGGUGGCGGCUGCUGCUGUCUUCUUGGCCUCCGAAGCCAGCUUCUGCACGGGGACUGAGCUGCUCGUGACUGGGGGUGCGGAGCUGGGGUAUGGGCGCAAGGCAGGCCAGGCCGCCCCGACAGAGGCCCCCACCACCCCUUCCUGA
Messenger RNA from Rangifer tarandus platyrhynchus (Svalbard reindeer), 813 nucleotides. Lineage: Eukaryota; Metazoa; Chordata; Mammalia; Artiodactyla; Cervidae. The record is from the annotation of a GenBank genome assembly.